AAGGUGAGCGUGUUAACUUUAUUUUUCAAAAGCAGACGGUAUGCAAGCGUGUUGACUAAGUUGGAAUAUGAAGAUGCCACAAGUAAGCCAUUGGGGGAACCAAGGGACUAAUGAGGUUUUAGGCUUACUCUUCAAACCAAGGUAUGGCAUCGCAAAGAUUAAAUCUCCGCUUGGCUGUGUGUUUACUGAAUAUCUCUGAAGCUCGAAAGAAGGACAUUGUGGAGAGGGUUGCUAAAGCUGCACUUGGAGAUAAACAAGGGCAAAGGAAAAUGCAAACAACUGUGCUGAACAUAUUUUCAGAUUAUGACUACAACCGAUCAGUUCUAACUCUUGUAGGUCCGGUUGAGACGUUGGGUAACUCUAUUUUGACAUCAUGCAUUGAAGCAUUUAAUUUAAUUGACAUGAAUGCUCACAUUGGUGUUCAUCCUUGUCUUGGAGCUGUGGACCUCGUCCCCAUUUACCCUCUCUCGGAAUCUGUUAGUCUGGAGGAGUGUGGCAAAGUGGCUCGCAAUGUUGCUGAAAAGUUAAUACUUGAUGUGCCAGAUUGUAGUUUUUUUUAUUUUGGAUAUGCUGAUCAACCUCUCAAACGAACCCUGGUCCAGCGCAGAAAAGAAUUGAACUGGUUCAACCGGAGCAAUUUGAAGGUGAAGGAAAGAAAGCCAGAUGUGGGAGCUGUGAUUUCUCCCAGAUGUGGUUUAACAGGUAUUGGUGCCAGCCCAUAUGUUAUGAACUGUAAUGUGACUAUAGCCACACAGGAUCUGAAUGCCGGCCAGCAGAUUGCCAGUGCUAUCCGUGGAGCAAAUGUUGGUGGCCUUAAGGGCAUUCAGGCAAUGGCCUUUCCUCACCAGGGUACUGUGGAGAUAGCUUGUAAUGUGGAGAGCUUUAAGGAUGAGCCUUUGACAGAAGAAAGGGGGAAAUACAUUUCUUAUUGCAUUCAGGGUGAAGAAUACUUGUACUUUUCUCCAAGUUCCAUCGAGAAGCAGAUUAAAAAACUGGCUAAAAACCUAGGAGUUGCAACAGUGGGCACUGCAUUGGUUGGUUUCACACCUGAACAUUGCAAGAGUUUGGCAGAACAAGCCUUACGGGAAGGAACUGGAGAGUUUUGGAAAAAGCGCAAGGUCCUUACAAUGUAAGAGAGGAUUGUUAGUGUGACUAACAUCAUGGUGUUUAUCACACAGACAAUCCUCUACACAGUGCAAUUAAUACUAUCAGUCUGGUAAUCAUGUUCUUGGAAAAUGAAUAAGAAGAUCAAUUUUCAAUGAGUGGGAAGAAAUGCUUGUAAAAGUCUGGCAGCCCCAAUAGACAUCGGAAAAGGAAAAUGUUGCCCUGAGGUGGAAGAUAUGUGACUGAUUUCCAAAACACUGCCUGUGCUACUGUUGACAUUCUUGUGGUUGCUGGAAGGGCAUGCUUAUUUGUUGACCCAGAUCUGGCAUUAGUAAUGACUAUAGGACUAUCAAGUAUUGACAUCAGAAUUUCAUGAAACAACCAUGCUGAGAUUUCUGAAUCAGCUUAGUUAAAUGCAGAAAUCUGAAGAUGCUAUCAGUGAUUCUGUCUUCCCCGCAAGCUGUGUUGUUCGCAGCCUUCUCCAAAGGAAUCAAGGGAAAUCACUUAACAGAAGCUACAUAGAAGCAAGUCUUGCUGUUAAACACCCUGCAAAUUUACACUCUGUUCCCUGAGGACAAAGUGAAUUUUUAAUAACUUACUAUGCCUUAAGUUACUGCCUAGCAAAUUCUUUUGCCUAAAAAAAACUAAUAUUACAAUGUGGAUUUUAAUUUCCUCACAAAUGUUUCAAAUAUUGUGGAUAUUU
Molecule: messenger RNA, 1807 nt
Organism: Pristis pectinata (smalltooth sawfish)
Lineage: Eukaryota; Metazoa; Chordata; Chondrichthyes; Rhinopristiformes; Pristidae
Gene: ftcdnl1
Product: formiminotransferase cyclodeaminase N-terminal like 1
Exons: 7
Coding region: 144-1133 (329 amino acids)
Molecular function (GO): folic acid binding; transferase activity
Source: RefSeq, a predicted model, not a curated record